AUGGACACUCUUAUCUCUCGCUUCAACCCCAACCCUCCGUUGUCCUCCAAAAACCCAUCUUGGGCUCGAAUUCCUAACGAGCCCAUUACCCAGUCAGCCGCUUACAUGUCAACUGAAGCCAUUGAAGAGAGACUGGCUGGCGUACCUGUGUAUGCUUUAAGUAAUUCCAAUGAAGAAUUCGUGUUGGUUUCUGGUCUUUCAACAGGGAAGUCUCUUGGGUUAUUUUGUUUUAAACAGGAGGAUGCUGAGGCACUUCUUGAUCAAAUGAAGAGCAUGGACCCUGGAAUGAGAAAGGGGGCUCGAAAGUUGAUACCGGAACCUUCCCAAGUCAAGAAUGCACUUAUGGAGAGGGAACGAGCUGGCUUACUUGAUAAUGGCUUCUCUGGGGUUCCAGUUUUCCAGGAGGAUUUAGAAAAAUCACUAUCGCGAGCUUCCCGUGAGCAGCAUAAAUUAAAUCCUGCCUUCAGGCAGGGGGAUAUUGAGGUUGCUGUUUUCGAAGAGAUAAUUAAGUCUAUGAAGGAGGGUUCUACUACAACCUGGGAUGAUGUUGUCUUUAUCCCUCCUGGUCUUGAUGUUUCAGCUACUCCACCCCAGCAAUAG
Messenger RNA from Dovyalis caffra, 600 nucleotides. The record is from the annotation of a GenBank genome assembly. Lineage: Eukaryota; Viridiplantae; Streptophyta; Magnoliopsida; Malpighiales; Salicaceae.